Fusarium sp. VM40 is the source of this 570-nucleotide messenger RNA. The record is from the annotation of a GenBank genome assembly. NCBI's taxonomy places the organism in Eukaryota, Fungi, Ascomycota, Sordariomycetes, Hypocreales, Nectriaceae.
AUGCUUUCCUUCACCACUGUCGUUGCCGCCAUCGCCGGCUGCUCUGCCAUCGUCAAUGGCGCAGCUAUCCCCAGUGAGAGUGGUCUUCACACAACCACUCUCUACAGUCGAGACGUGGCCAAGAGCCCUGCUCACGUCCUGAGCAAGCGUGAGCCGGUUACUGUGGCCAUCCUCACCGCGGCCGGUACCGCGGCAGCCACUGCCAUCGUGACCGAGGCCGUCAACGCUGCUGUUGCUUUCAUCGGCGAUGUCGCCAACUUCGACUCAGCUCGCGAGGCCUUCACCAAGCAGACCACCGAUGCUAUGAUGGCCAAUAACCCUGAUCCUGCUCGUUUCCAGGCUGCUGCCUGCUACAACAAAGGUUUCUCUGUUGCCGACCCUGCCAACAUUGAUGGGCAGUCUUCGGUUGAGUUCAAGCUGGGAGUUCUCAACACUGACUACGAAUGCAUGUACAUUGCUGCGCCAAACCAGUUCUAUACUGAGAGUGAGGGUGGUUUCAUUAACCUUUCUUAUACUCACACCGACCGAUGCACCUUCGACCAGGAGACCGGCGAUCUCACUUGUGUUUGA